CUACAAGGCUUUUCUUCUCUGGAUGUCACGCUGUAGUUUUCAUCAUGUUUUUUACAAAUUUAUUUUCUCUUGCCGAAGAGCAAUGUGAUUUUCCACAAGAAAGGGCCCACUGAAGCUGACGCCGAUCGCUCUGUCAAACUGAAAGACCAAGAUUUGGUAAUCCUGCCGUGCCUCCCCCUCCUUGUACCUUGAUGUCUACCAGCGCACGUUCGUCGUGGACCAGCUGGAGCAAUCUUUUAAAGAGGGUUCGUGGAGCUACAAGGAGUCAUAUCAGCCAUUACCCGCCUUUCGUGACUUGGCGCGCGAAGCUACGAAGUAGACCUAGGCGCAGCUACCACCACUUUCAUGAUAAUUGCGGGGCCCCCUUUUGGAACAAGAACUCGUGGACCGGCUCGCGACGACCAGCAUCGGUCGGAACGGUUUUUUCCACCAGUAGCUGUCUGAGUGUCGUGGAGUUUGGUUCUACCGAAUCGUCUGCCCGGACGUACAGCGGUACCAAAAAUCCGGCCACUGUUGGUGUAGCCGCAAGGAAUACAACGGAGAAUCCUGCUGAUGCAGAGGGUCGUACAGAUUUCCCCGGACGGGAAGCACGGAAGAAAACUCAAUCGGCUAGAAUGGACGUAAACGAAGCGCAAACUACCGGCGCCAUGGGUUCGGAGCCCGCGGCGCCAGGUUCAACCUCGAGUGAGCCGCGCACGUUUCUCCAGCAGUGGGAAGACAAGUGGAAGCAGGCCCACGCGGACGGUCUCCGCACGGGCUUGCAUGCAGUGCCGCUGAUCGCAGCCGGGGCCCGGCUCGCGGCGAAUUUCGCGACCGGUGUCGCGCACGACGUGUUGCACACAGUACAACCCGCAAAUCAACAAAAUCCACCGCAACAGCUGCGAGGCGAAAAUCAGGAAGACGCUGCUGUGGAGGCAACAUCGACCUCGUCCUCCGCGUUGGAUGCUUUGAAGAAUUUUCGCGAAGCCUGUCUGGACAAAGCGGACCAACUGGAGUCGCAGGCUCUGCAGAAACUACAGGCCGACCUGGCCAAGACGGACAGUGGCGCGGCAGCCGGGAACAGGAGUGCUGGCGUCAACAGAUUGCCUGACUUCGUCAGUGGCGACCCCGCUGCCGAGUCAGUGUUUCGGAUUUUUGAGACGCUGCCCAAAUUUAUCGGCCCUAUGCGGGACCACCGAACGCCGAACCAGCUGUAUGCCGCGAUCCUGCACUACAUUGACCUGCAGAAGAAGUUUUUGCGCAAGGGCUUCGAACCGGAGACGGCGCCCACCUACCUGGACCGCAUGAUUCGCCGCAUGUUCCUCCACGCGCACGAGAUCGAAAGCAUUGAAGAAGGAGAACGGGAGAUCGGUGAUAUAGCUGCUGCGCCAGUUGUCCCAAAUGCGGAUGCACACAAGGCACCAGCAGCCCGCAAUAUUCCACAGGAAGCACAUGCGAAGAGCUCGUCCGACAUGAGCAAGCAGCAGGCGGCUGCUAUAAGGUCGAUCUGUGAAGAACAAGCUGAGCGGGAGCAAGACCUAAGUCCCCCAUUCUUCCCCGUGCCGGAUUUGGACCUGUCCGGCAAUCCCCCGGACCCCGCGGCUCUGUACCGGCAGGACCAAGAGAUGCGGCACUUUCUGUUUAGGUCCAUGUUGUACUGCAACUGCCUGUACAAGGCCUGUCUGCCCAGCGCACCGGGCGAUUUCCGCGAUUCCAUGCAGAAGCUGAACACCUACCUCUUCGAGGACAUCAGCCCGCUGAACAAGGUCGAGGUGGUUGAGCCCCACACGGUGUUUACCUCCAAACCGUUUGUCCCGGCCCACGCCGUGCUUAUUGACCACGUGUCGAAGGCCGUAGUGGUUUGCGUCCGGGGGACCCUCAGCGUCAAUGACGUCCUGACGGACCUCAUUUCCGACGCGGUGGCGCACUCCGAAGUGCCCAAAGUCGAGUUUGCGCAGAAGAGCGAGGAGGUUCUGGUAGCGCCGGCUGCGAAGCAGUUCAAACCCAACAGUCGGGUGGAUCGGCAGGGUGAAGCAGGGCUACAUCAAGCAGAACAAACGCAUUUAAGCAACAACGGCGUCGGUGGAUCCUCUUCGGGCACAACGAGCUCCACAAGUUCAUCGACGUCCAAUGGGGAGUUCUAUGUGCACGAAGGGAUGUGGGCCUCCGCGCAGAACAUCUCGACAGCGCUAGCGGACCCGGUGCUGAGCCUACUGAAGGAGCACAAAAACUACAAGCUGGUCUUAACCGGCCACAGUCUCGGCGCAGGAACGACGUCGCUGUUGUACGCGAUCUGGAGCCGGUCGCCCUACUUCGCCCACGUCAACAUGUUUUGCGCGGCGCACGCUUGUCCGCCGGUCUGCACCCAGAAUUUGCGGUUCACCGCGGAUAUGACCGACAAGGAGUUUUGGACGACGAAAAACCCCGAAGAUGUUGCAGCCGCGGCCGUUCCGGAAGCGGAAGUGGAUGCGACAUUCUUGUCGCCAAUGAGCAAACCUUGUCAAGACGAAGAAGCUCAAUCUACUUUGCUGCCCCCACGACUUUCGGGCCUGUCUUUCACUUCCUCCGGAAGUUCAGGAAUAAGAACUCGUGGUUCUCACGACCAGCAGCACGGGCAGCCGGCCCGUCCCCUUGGGACCCGGUUCUUCACUGCCACAGUGGUCGGUUGGGAUGUUGUGCCGCGGCUUUCGCAGGCCUCGGUGUUGAACCUGCGCAAGUGCGUGGAGCACCUGUGUGAUAUCCGACAGGAGCUGUCGUCGUCCACUACUUCAAAAACGAACGGAGGAACUACAAGCGGUGGAGGUGAUAGAAGUUCAGCAUCUGUUGCAGCAUCACAAACCGAUGAGAAGGACAAAAACCCGAGCAGCAGAAAAAGGCAGCAAGACCUGGAGUUUCAAUUUGCGAUCUGGAAAACGCUGCAGGCGAUGAAGCAGUCAGGAAACGAGCUGGUGUUCGACGAGGAGACAGGAACGCGGCGGGUGAUCCACCAGCUCUAUCCGCCCGGGGAAAAGGUACUGUUUAUGGUGUACGACGAAGAUGAGUCUUCUUCGUCUUCCUCAACGCCUGGAGCCGUUGCCACAACCCCGCGGGGGACCCGCAAGUGCUGGCACUGGCACUCCCCGGGGUGGUUUGACGAGAUUGUGCUCAGUUCAAACAUGCUGAAAACCCACAUGCCAGGCUCGUAUGCCGCGGCCAUGAAAAAGCUGUUGUCUACAAGAAUGAAUGGAGAUUACCCAAAUACUUGAUGAUACAGAAAGAUACCAGAAACUUUUCCGAAUCAUACCGCAUGAGAAGUAACCUCUUCCGAAAAAGCGACGAUAAUUCCUUUUUUCUUCAUGAUGACAUGAAUAUGAAGCCUGAU
Messenger RNA from Amoebophrya sp. A120, 3340 nucleotides. NCBI's taxonomy places the organism in Eukaryota, Dinophyceae, Syndiniales, Amoebophryaceae. The record is from the annotation of a GenBank genome assembly.